Molecule: messenger RNA, 3528 nt
Organism: Sorex fumeus (smoky shrew)
Lineage: Eukaryota; Metazoa; Chordata; Mammalia; Eulipotyphla; Soricidae
Gene: RHOBTB2
Product: Rho related BTB domain containing 2
Exons: 10
Coding region: 561-2741 (726 amino acids)
Biological process (GO): small GTPase-mediated signal transduction
Molecular function (GO): GTP binding; GTPase activity; protein binding
Source: RefSeq, a predicted model, not a curated record
CUGCAGCGCCUGCUGGGGAGCGGGCCGGGCGCGUAGCGGCGGCGGCCUCGCCCCUCGCCUGGGCCCCUGCGCGCCGCCCCGCAGCUCGGCAGCCCCGCGGCCCAGCCAGGUCCGAGCGGCCGCGCCUCCAUGACAUUGGGCGCCCGGGAGAUGCUGAUCCGGAAGAGGCAAUGGCUGCAGUGCUGCACGCGCGGAGCGUCCCGGCCCGCGCUCCGGCCUGGGCUGCUCUGCCAGAGUUUCUGAGCUAACGCCACCCGGGCCUGGCAGAGCCGGCGGCAGCGGCAGCAGCGGCAGCAGCAGCAACAGCAGCGGCAGCAACAGCGGCGGCGGCAGCAGCAGCAGCAGCAGCAGCAGCAGCAGCAGCAGCAGCAGCGGCGGCAGCAGCAACGGCAGCAGCAGCAGCAGCAGCGGCAGCAGCAUCGUCCUCUAACUUGCAUCGUCCUACAACUUGCACGCGCGGGGUGACCCCAGACAUUUCACUAAAAUGAGCGUGCUUAGCAGGAAGCGAUGUGUUCCCUACGCUAGGAAUUACCCCGUCACAUGGAGUGGUGUUCCGAUUAAUGGAUUCUGACAUGGAUUAUGAAAGGCCAAACGUAGAGACCAUCAAGUGCGUGGUGGUGGGGGACAACGCUGUGGGGAAGACCAGGCUCAUCUGUGCCCGGGCCUGCAAUGCCACCCUCACUCAGUACCAGCUGCUCGCCACUCAUGUGCCCACGGUGUGGGCCAUCGACCAGUACCGGGUGUGCCAAGAGGUGCUGGAACGAUCUCGGGAUGUGGUAGAUGAUGUCAGUGUCUCCCUCCGCCUCUGGGACACCUUUGGAGACCACCACAAAGACCGUCGCUUUGCUUACGGGAGGUCAGAUGUGGUGGUUCUGUGCUUCUCCAUUGCCAACCCCAAUUCCCUCCACCAUGUCAAGACCAUGUGGUACCCAGAAAUCAAGCACUUCUGUCCCCGCGCUCCUGUCAUUUUAGUAGGCUGCCAGCUGGACCUGCGCUAUGCGGACCUGGAAGCUGUCAACAGGGCCAGGAGACCCUUGGCUAGGCCCAUCAAGCCGAAUGAGAUCCUUCCCCCUGAGAAGGGCCGGGAGGUGGCCAAGGAGUUGGGCAUCCCCUACUAUGAGACCAGUGUGGUGGCCCAGUUUGGCAUCAAGGACGUCUUUGACAAUGCCAUCCGGGCAGCGCUCAUCUCCCGCCGCCACCUGCAGUUCUGGAAGUCUCACCUGCGCAACGUGCAGCGGCCCCUGCUGCAGGCGCCCUUCCUGCCCCCCAAGCCGCCACCCCCCAUCAUCGUGGUGCCCGCCGCCCCCUCCAGCAGCGAGGAGUGCCCCGCCCACCUCCUGGAGGAUCCGCUGUGCGCGGACGUCAUCCUGGUGCUGCAGGAGCGGGUGCGCAUCUUUGCCCACAAGAUCUACCUCUCCACCUCCUCCUCCAAAUUCUACGACCUGUUCCUCAUGGACCUGAGUGAGGGGGAGCUGGGAGGCCCCUCAGCGCCCGGGGGCCCCCGCCCAGAGGACCCCCGGGGUCACCCUGAUCACCACCACCAUCACCACCACCACCACGGGCGGGACUUUCUGCUUCGGGCCGCCAGCUUCGACGUGUGCGAGAGUGUGGACGAGGGUGGGGGCUCCGGGCCUGCUGGGCUCCGGGCCUCGACCAGCGACGGCAUCUUACGGGGCAACGGGACAGGGUACCUGCCAGGCCGGGCCCGAGUGCUGUCUUCCUGGAGCCGCGCUUUCGUGAGCAUCCAGGAGGAGAUGGCGGAAGACCCUCUGACCUACAAGUCCCGGCUGAUGGUGGUGGUCAAAAUGGACAGCUCCAUCCAGCCGGGGCCCUUCCGGGCUGUUCUGAAGUACCUGUACACGGGCGAGCUGGACGAGAAGGAGCGGGACCUCAUGCACAUUGCACACAUCGCGGAGCUGCUCGAGGUCUUUGACCUGCGCAUGAUGGUCGCCAACAUCCUCAACAACGAGGCCUUCAUGAACCAGGAGAUCACCAAGGCCUUCCACGUCCGCCGGACCAACCGGGUGAAAGAGUGCUUGGCAAAGGGCACCUUCUCAGAUGUCACCUUCAUCCUGGACGACGGCACCAUCAGCGCCCACAAGCCCCUAUUGAUUUCCAGCUGUGACUGGAUGGCUGCCAUGUUCGGAGGGCCGUUUGUGGAGAGUUCCACUCGGGAGGUUGUGUUUCCUUACACGAGCAAGAGCUGCAUGAGGGCGGUGCUGGAGUACCUCUACACGGGCAUGUUCACCUCCAGCCCCGACCUGGAUGACAUGAAGCUCAUCAUCCUGGCCAACCGCCUCUGCCUGCCACACCUGGUUGCCCUCACAGAGCAGUACACGGUGACGGGGCUGAUGGAAGCGACUCAGAUGAUGGUGGACAUUGAUGGGGACGUCCUGGUGUUCCUGGAACUGGCUCAGUUCCACUGCGCGUACCAGCUGGCUGACUGGUGUCUCCACCACAUCUGCACCAACUACAACAACGUGUGCCGCAAAUUCCCCCGAGACAUGAAGGCCAUGUCCCCAGAGAACCAGGAGUAUUUCGAGAAGCACCGGUGGCCGCCCGUGUGGUACCUGAAGGAGGAGGACCACUACCAGCGCGCCCGCAAGGAGCGGGAGAAGGAGGACUAUCUGCACCUGAAGCGGCUGCCCAAGCGGCGCUGGCUCUUCUGGAACAAUCCCUCGGCGCCCUCCUCCUCUGCUGCCUCCUCAUCGUCCCCCUCGUCCUCCUCGGCUGUGGUCUGAGAGCCCCCCGGCCUGGGACCCCGCUGCCAUUGUCCCCUCCCCCACCUGGCCCCUGCCCCUCUGCCCCUCUGCAUCACCCUCACCUCUUCCAGGGACGAGGGGGACCCACGGAACCAGGACCCUGAGGGCAGAGCGGGUCUUGCCGGCCAGGGCGAGAGGGGACGGGGCCCCGCGGUGCAGAGAGACCCCUUCAGGGGUCCCCAGUCCCAGAGCCGGGCCGGGUGGCCGCUGGCGGUGGCGCUGAGCCUCUGGGUUGGGGAGUCGCGGAGGGGAGCCUCCUCCCCAGACUGAGUCCUGCUCCGCACGCAAGAGUCAGGGCAGAGAGGAAACCGUUAAGAGAGCGGCCCCCACUGCCCUCUGUCUGCCCACCCGACGGAGGGCACCCAGGCCUGAGGAAGCUGGGAGAUGGUCGGGCCUCUCCGUGCCACGGAAACGCAUCUCUCCUCUUGCACCGACUCGGAUGGGAGCUCAAGGCGGAGCAGGGGCGAGGCCGGCGGGGGUGCGGGGCUGGAGCUUAGCAUGGCUUCUUAGGCGUGGGGUACGAGUAGCAAAAAAACACAAAACACAAAACCCAAACCCCCGAUCAACAACAACACUACCACUGCAGAGACUCUCCCCCUCUCCUCGUCCCCUCCCAGGAGGAAACUGGAGGAGCCCCUCCCCCCACCCCCUUGUGGCGCACAUCUUCUUAAAGCUGAGGGACCCCCAUGGAGAGAAGGGGAAGGUGAGGUUGCCACCGUCUGUGCCAGCUUCGCCCACUGGGGCUCGGUCACCUGCUGCCCGGCUU